Acanthaster planci (crown-of-thorns starfish) is the source of this 591-nucleotide messenger RNA. RefSeq names its product retinal pigment epithelium-derived rhodopsin homolog (gene rrh). Gene Ontology annotation, biological process: visual perception; G protein-coupled receptor signaling pathway. Gene Ontology annotation, molecular function: G protein-coupled receptor activity. Gene Ontology annotation, cellular component: membrane. NCBI's taxonomy places the organism in Eukaryota, Metazoa, Echinodermata, Asteroidea, Valvatida, Acanthasteridae. The record is from RefSeq and is a predicted model, not a curated record.
AUGUCUGUGGCAGCCUGUGUCAAUGCUCUCUUCUGGGCUAUCAUGCCCGUCUUUGGCUGGGCUAAUUACGACGAGAUUGGCACGAGCGGCUGCUCCGUGGAUUGGAGAAGGGGUGACGCCUCCUACAUCUCCUAUCUCUUCAUCCUUUUCACGUUUUGCUUCGUGCUCCCGGUUGUCACGAUGGUGCUGUGUUUCGGCCGUACACACGCAGUGAUCGUCAAGCGACAGCAAGUACACGACGCAACCAAUCUCAGCGAUCUUAGCCCUGUCAACGCAGACUGGGCCAGUCAGAAGCAGGUCACACAGUUGGGCGUUGCUCUCAUCAUCAUCUUCCUCCUAACCUGGUCUCCUUUUGCUAUUAUCUGCCUUUGGGGGGCGCUGGGCAACCCUUCCGACGUCCCCAUCUGGUUGGCCACCUUGGCGCCCUUCGCGGCCAAGUGUUCCCCGGUCCUGAACCCACUUAUGUUCCUCGUCUUCAUCAAGAAGUUCCGCGAGUACGCCCAGGUGGUUCUCUGCUGCCGGACGCACGUGGAGACCAUCGAGUUGACGCCCUCAACAGCCCAAGACACGCCAACUGAGGGUGAAUUGUGA